Molecule: messenger RNA, 847 nt
Organism: Camelina sativa (false flax)
Lineage: Eukaryota; Viridiplantae; Streptophyta; Magnoliopsida; Brassicales; Brassicaceae
Source: RefSeq, a predicted model, not a curated record
CUUGUCCCGAGGAAGCUAAAGCUGCAGAUAUCGGGGUCCAAUGUAGAGCUAUGACAGUGAAAUAUUCAGAAAUGCAAAAGGAGAAAGAAGCAGCAGAAAGAAGAGUGGACGAGAUAUCUUUCGCAAUGGAGUCAUUAAGUGCAGAGUUGCUAAGAGAAAGACAUAUGAGUUGGUUAGCUAGGGAAUCAGCAAACCGAGCCACCAAGGAAUAUGCAGCUUUAACACGAGCAGUACAAUCACUCGGCUGCAAGAUUAACUUCAGUAGAUCUGAUGUUGAAGACGACCCAAGGGCAGGCUCUCUGGAGAAUAACCCUAGGAGACGAAACAGACAAGGGAACAACUCAGAUGUUUCUGUAUCAAUCUCACUUAUGUCUGAAGAAAAUAGAUCUGAAAACCCGGUAGGACGAGUUUGUGAAGCCUUGUGUCCAUUGCGUACAAGAGAAGGAUUAUGUCGAUGGCCUGAAGCGGGAUGUGCUCAUGUUGGAAGUCAGUUUGUCGGGUUAAAAGCAAACUUUGAUGCGUUUGACCGGCUUGCCAUCGACGAUAGCUAUUUCCAAUCUAAAUGAAAGAAUUAAAUUCUGAAGAAAGCUGUGAUAUUUGUAACAGUAUAAAGCCAAUGGAGGAUCAGAAUCAUCAAUAAAAACCCGUCUGAAGAAAAGGCGGGAGCAUAACCAUAAACUGACAGUGACACCCUGAGUUUUUGGAACAAGGGAGUUUCUCAUCUUGUUACUUUUGUGUAUAGCUAAAAGCAUUAUUUUUUUUCUUAACCACUAAACAAUUAUUUAAUUUAGAUCUAUGAUUCUUUUUGGUUUAAAGUGAAAAAAAAGUUGGGUGAAAGUGAUGUACA